This is a messenger RNA of Rhincodon typus (whale shark), 3918 nucleotides long. RefSeq names its product cation-independent mannose-6-phosphate receptor-like. Gene Ontology annotation, cellular component: trans-Golgi network. The coding region runs from base 145 to 3918 and encodes 1257 amino acids. Gene Ontology annotation, molecular function: signaling receptor activity; D-mannose binding. Gene Ontology annotation, biological process: lysosomal transport. The record is from RefSeq and is a predicted model, not a curated record. The transcript is spliced from 25 exons. NCBI's taxonomy places the organism in Eukaryota, Metazoa, Chordata, Chondrichthyes, Orectolobiformes, Rhincodontidae.
AUCAUGUGACUAGGAGGCGGGUCUAACCUGGAACGGCUGAGUCAUGUGACGAGGGGGCGGUGCAAGGGUAUCCGUUGCCGAAGGAGGCCUUGUUAGUAUUGUCCGGCAGGAGCCUGUCUCUCCUGUCUCCAUUAGCGAGUGAAGAUGUCGGGCCGCAUGGUGCCGUUCGGGUUUUUCCGAGCGGUGAGAUGGCUGCUUCUUGCUGUUUCCUGUUGCGUGUGGAACGAUGCGCAGGCGGACGAUGUUUUCGUUUACCCGGAACUGUGCGGGUACACUUGGGAGGCAAUGGAUUCACAGAAGGGAAUAUAUUACAAAAUAAAUCUAUGUUCCCCUUUAAAUUGUGGGAGUUUAAGUGCCAUCUGUGCUUACAAUUCUUCACAAAAAGCCAACCAUUCAGUGGGUGAUUAUGCAUUCAGGACCAGAGGAGUACAUCAUAUUGAGUACAACACCACCCAGAAAUGUACGAAACAGAACUCCAAUCAGACUGUCCAAAGCAGCAUCAACUUUUUAUGUGGCAAAACUUUGGGUAGCCCAGAAUUCGUGACGACUUCUGAAUGUGUGCAUUACUUUGAAUGGAAGACUUUUGUAGCCUGCAAGAAGAGCACCUUCAAUCCCCAUAAAGAGGUCCCUUGUUAUGUCAUUGAUGAAGUUGGAAAGAAACGUGAUCUGAAUCCGCUCAUAAAGAUGUCAGGAGGCUAUUUGGUUGAUUCUCCUGAUGAUGAUGAUUUGUAUAUCAACAUUUGUCGAGAUAUAGCUCCUUCAGGCCAGACCUCGGCGUGUAAAUCUGGCAGCAGUGCCUGCUUGUUGAAAGGAUCCACUGCAUUUGAUGUUGGCCAACCAACAGAUGCUUUAAAACUAGUUGGCAAAGACAGGUUAAUGCUUCGCUAUGCCAAAAAAAAUAAUGGAAAUGAAAAGUCACCAGCGUUUUGUGGCAAUCAUAAACCUGCUGUCACCAUUACUUUAAUCUGUCCCUCUGGAAGGAGACAGGGUACAGAUCCCAAGUUAAUUGCCAGUACUAACUGUCGCUAUGAAAUUGAAUGGGUUACUGAAUAUGCCUGCCCCAGAGAUUACCUAGAAAGCCAUAACUGCAAGCUUGUAAGUGACCAGCAUGACAUCUCCAUUGAUCUGACACCCCUCACAUUGACUGCAUCUAGCAAUCCAUAUCAUGUUGUCCCCAAGAAGACUGAUGACACCACUGCUGAAUACUAUUAUUACCUGAACGUGUGCGGACAGAUCAGCUCUGAUGUCUGCAGCGAUGAUAGAGGUUUUGUAGCAUCAUGUCAAACUAAACUAGAAGCUUCCUUUAGUAAGGUUGCAGGACGAUAUGAAAAUCAGACGCUCAGAUACUCCGAUGGUGAUCUUACGUUGAUAUAUCCUGAUGGCAAUUCAUGCAGCUCCGGCUUCCGAAGAAUGACAAUAAUAAACUUUUACUGUAAUGAAUCGGCUGCAAAUGGUGGAAAAGGUGAACCAGAAUUCAGUGCUGAAGUUGAUUGCACAUACAUCUUUGACUGGGGUACAAAGUAUGCCUGUGUGAAAGAAAAAGAAAACUUGCUCUGUCGUGCCUCUGAUGGAAGGAAACGAUAUGACCUUUCACCUUUAACUCGAUAUGAAGCAAAAGAGGUUCCUGAAUCUGACAACACUCACAAUUGGGAGGCAUUGGAUAGUCUGGUGAAAUCUGAUCAAAAACGGAUCUAUAUUAAUGUGUGCCAUAAGAUACUUCAGGAUGGCGGAGCUGUAGGAUGUCCUGAAGAUGCAGCUAUCUGUGCUGUUGGUGAAAAUAACAAAAAGAACCUCGGAAAAUUUGUUUCAUCCCCUGAAAAGGAAGGCAAUGAUCUUCAACUUGUGUACUCUGAUGGUGAGCCAUGUGGAACGGGUGGUCAAAGUAAAACUAUCAUCACUUUUAUAUGCAGACCUGGGGAUCUGGAGAGUCCUCCUAUCCUGAAGCCUGGGAUCAAUGAAUGUUUGUAUGAACUAGAAUGGCAUACAGCUGCAGCUUGUGCUUUAUCCAAAACUCAAGGUGAUGAAUGCAGGGUUUCAGAUCCAGAGGCUGGCUUUGUGUAUGACCUUUCGCCUCUAACCAAACAAAAUAGCAGCUACCAAGUUAAAUCUGAGACAUACAAUUUCUAUAUAAAUGUAUGUGGCAAUGUGUCCAAGGAUGGCUGUGAGAAAAACUCUGGUGCUUGUCAGGAAGCUCCACUUGAUCAAACGUUUUGGAGCCUAGGAGAAUCUAAUUCCAGAUUGUCAUACUAUGAUGGGAUCAUUCAUCUGGUCUAUACAAAUGGGACAGAAUACAACAAUGAGCAGCACAUUCAACGAUCCACACUCAUAACAUUCCUGUGCGAUCGAGAUGCAGGCGAAGGACAUCCAGAAUUUGAGGUUAGUGAAAACUGUCAAAUUAAGGACCCAAAAUAUGGUUAUGUAAUUGACCUGCGACCACUUGCUAAUGAGGAUCAGAAGGUGAAGGGUGAUGAAUAUACCUAUCACUUCAGAGUAUGUGACUAUUUGAGAAUAUCUGACUGUGGCAAUUUUUCACAAGGCGGGGAAGAUGCAAUUUCAGCAUGUCAGUCAAAGCCAGGCACUUCUUUCAAGAAGAUUGCAGGACAUUUUACCCAGCACUUAACCUAUGAAGAUGGAUUGAUAAUGAUAAACUAUACCAGAGGAGACACUUGCCAUAAAAUUUAUGAACGGUCAACAGCCAUCUUCUUCUAUUGUGAUCACAGUCAAACUCCGGGCAAGCCAGUUUAUUUGAGGGAAACUCUAGACUGUACGUACCUGUUUGAAUGGCAUACAUCAUAUGCUUGUCCACCAUUCAGAUCCAUUGAUUGCACAUUAAGGGAUGAAGAUGGGAAUUCCUAUGACCUUACUCCUUUAUCACGAUCCCAAGACAGCUGGGAGAUAGAACAGCAACGAGAUAUUGACCAGACGUAUUACAUCAAUAUCUGCAAGUCACUAGUCCCAAAAAAUGGUAACUGGGCCUGCUCUUUAAAUGCAGCUGUCUGCCUGAAGAAUGGCAGCAAAUAUGUAAACCUUGGUGAGGUCGUUGCAGGGCCAAGGUGGGAAGAACACGGUCUGCUUGUUCUACGUUAUCAAAAUGGUGACCGAUGUCCUGAUGGAAUACGCAAUAAGACUACAAGCAUACGUUUCAAAUGUGAUAAAGAUGCAAUUAACACAAAGCCAGACUUGAUCACAGCCAUUGAAGGUUGUGAGUACACGUUUUUGUGGUUCACAGCUUUCGCUUGCCCAGUAACCAAGAAUGUACACAAUGAGUGUGUUGUGACAAAUCCGAUUACAGGCCAUUUAUUUGACCUGAAUUCACUACGAACCGAUCAAGGCUAUACUAUAUAUGACCGUAAAAUCAGAAGAAACUUUGUUCGCCUUAAUAUUUGUGAUAAGGUGCAAAAUACUGGAUGUUCAGGAGAUGACGUUGGUGUGUGUAUUCAAGGAGAUCAUGCAAUCAAUGCAGGCCGUUUCAAUACAGAAGUGACUUAUAUAGAUCAGGUGUUGAGGCUCACAUAUAGUGAGGGUGAUAUCUGCUCCAGCAACUCUAACCUGCGUCAUAGAAGCAUCUUCAGUUUUGUCUGUGGCACACUUGCAGGAGCAGGUACUGGACCUGUUCUGGUGGCUUCAGAUGAGCAGACAUGCACUCAUUAUUUUUCUUGGCAUACGCAGCUGGCCUGUGAACAUGAGGUGAGAUGUUCGGUGAAGAAUGGAAGCUCGAUUAUUGAUUUGAGUCCUUUGAUCCAGAAGACUGGGUACUAUUCUGCAGAAGAUGAAGAUAUUGCUGAUGAUAGUCAAAAUGACUCUCCUGAUUUUUACGUCAACCUUUGCCAACCACUGAAUCCUGUCCCAGGGGUUAUCUGUCCCCCUGGUUCAGCUGUGUGCAUGGAUCCUGUAAAUGGACCACCUGUGGUAAGUUGA